ACCACGCUGCCGCUUUACGUGCCCUUACGUCAUGACGUCACUCGUGUUUGGUUUCCCCCGCCGAGCCAUUACCCGGCAGACAUGAGCACAUCCAGCUCGACGGAGCAGAAUGGGCAGACGGCUGACAGUGGCAGGGGGUCCGAUAGAAUGUCCCGUUCCGACAGCGAGAGUGGAGAAGAUUCCUUGGACGGCCUCCCCAGCUGUAUCCCUCGCUGCCCUUUGACCCCGUCCUUGUCGCCACAAAAACGGACCACCAGCCAAUCCAAGACGGAGCCCCCGCUGCUGAGGACCAAUAAAAGGACCAUCUACACAGCUGGCCGCCCCCCAUGGUACAACGUUACCGGGACCACCUUCAAGGAGGCCUUCGUCAUCGGUCUGUGCGGGGGAAGCGCUUCUGGCAAAACAACAGUGGCCAAUAAGAUCAUUGAGGCGCUGGAUGUUCCCUGGGUGGUUCUUCUCUCCAUGGACUCCUUCUACAAGGUGCUGGAUGAAGACCAGCAGGAGCUGGCGGCAAAGAACGAGUACAACUUCGACCACCCCGAUGCCUUCGACUUCGAGCUGCUGGUCAGCGUCCUCCGCAAGCUGAAGGAAGGAAAAAGCAUCAAAGUUCCCGUGUACGACUUCACGUCUCACUGCAGACGCAAAGAAUGGAAAACUGUAUACGGGGCCAAUGUUGUCAUCUUCGAGGGCAUCCUGGCCUUUUCCAACAAGGAGCUGCUGAAGCUCCUGGACAUGAAGGUGUUUGUGGACACGGACUCGGACAUCCGGCUCAUCCGCCGGCUGAAGAGGGAUGUCUCUCAGCGUGGGCGGGACAUCGGCGGCAUCAUCAAGCAGUACAACAAGUUCGUCAAGCCGGCCUUCGAGCAGUACAUCGAGCCCACCGUGCCGAUGGCAGACAUCGUGGUUCCCAGAGGUGGGGACAACUUUGUGGCGUUGGAUCUGAUCGUUCAGCACGUCCACAGUCAGCUGGAGAAGCGCGAGAUCAAUGUGAGGUCGGCCCUGGCCUCAGCUCACCAGGGUCAGCCGUUACCCGAGACCCUGAGCGUCCUGAAGAGCACGCCGCAGGUGCGCGGCAUGCACACCAUCAUCAGGAACAAGGAGACGAGCCGUGACGAGUUCAUCUUCUACUCCAAAAGAUUAAUGAGGCUCCUGAUUGAACACGCCCUCUCCUUCCUGCCCCUCAAGCCCGUAUCUGUGGAGACGCCGCAGGGUGGAGUUUACGAUGGCAGGGGGCUGAGCGGGAAAAGGAUCACAGGCGUGUCCAUCUUGAGAGCAGGAGAGACCAUGGAGCAGGCGCUCAUGGCCGUGUGCAAAGACAUCCGAUUGGGGAAAAUCCUCAUCCAGACCAAUCACGACACAGGUGAACCCGAGCUGCACUACCUGCGACUGCCCAAGGACAUCAGCGAGGACUACGUCAUCCUGAUGGACAGCACCGUGUCCACAGGCGCCGCUGCUCUCAUGGCCGUCAGAGUGCUGCUGGACCAUGACGUGCCGGAGGACAAGAUCUUCCUGUUGUCGUUGCUGAUGGCAGAGAUGGGCGUCCACUCGGUGGCCUACGCCUUCCCCAACGUGAGAAUCAUCACCACCGCCGUGGACAAGGAAGUCAACGAGCACUUCCACAUCAUCCCGGGCAUCGGUAAUUUUGGGGACCGUUACUUCGGCACAGACGCACCGUCGGACUGGUGCGAAAGUGACGACGGCGUGGAGUUUUGAUGGGACACGUGGAUGUCUCUAGGAACGCUUGGUGCACGGACAUGAGGUCAGAGGGCCCCCUGUCGCCCCCACCCUCUGUGCUGCUUGGCCGCAAACACUCAUGGGCCUCCAAAUACUUGAUGACUUCGCUUACCAGUCUUGUGUUCGUUCUUCACGUGCCUUUCAUUUAUUUCACUGCUUUUUUGCUCUCAUUGGCCAGUUUUAACGGGACAAUUUAAAGGGGCAGCUUCCAUGUUGUUAGCACUAGCAUCAGCACUAAAGAUAGCUUUUAGCAUGUUUUGUAUCACUUGUUAAACCCGAGUGCACUUCUCUCUCCUAUGGGGGAACCCAGGGGUUAAGAACACGGCUCUUAUUUUUCUUUCCUUCUACUUUAAGGAGAUUGACUUGAAUAUUUGUUGUCUUGUGUGACUUGUUGUUACAACUUUCCGUAAAAUGACAAUUCUUCAUACUUGAAGUGGAAAAACAGAACUAAUGGUGUGUUUUCUGCUUUAUUCUUGUUUUUUUGGGCAACACUACCUUUUUCUUAAGUACAAUAUUUAUCCUCAAACUAUAUUGGAAGUAUUUCAAUCAGCUGCUCAUCUGUGUCCACCACACUUGGUGUCACUAGACAAAGUUGGGGGUGGGGGGUUACUAAUACCGCAUCUAUUGAAUUAUCUUUUGUCUUGAUUUGAAAACAAAAAAAAAACAGAACCACAUGGAGCGCCAACUUGUUAGCUGUCAUUUUGGAUAUUCUUAAUUGCUUUAGUUGUAAUAUUAUAGUUUGUAAUAUUAUAGUUGUAAAAGGCAUUACAGUUUUUUAUACAAGCUAUUCCUGCAUUUUUACUUAGCAGUAUUAGAAUUUUGGGUCUGCCCUGCUCCCCAGAACCACUUCGAGGUAAUGCCGCCAUUACCUAACAUAUAUAACAUUUGUAGUAUUUUCCUGUUAACAUGAUUUAUUUGUCUGUCCUCAGAAUAAAAUGUACUAUUUCACUUUA
This is a messenger RNA of Doryrhamphus excisus (bluestripe pipefish), 2687 nucleotides long. Its product is annotated as uridine-cytidine kinase-like 1. The record is from RefSeq and is a predicted model, not a curated record. Gene Ontology annotation, molecular function: kinase activity; ATP binding. Lineage: Eukaryota; Metazoa; Chordata; Actinopteri; Syngnathiformes; Syngnathidae.